Corythoichthys intestinalis (scribbled pipefish) is the source of this 5406-nucleotide messenger RNA. Its product is annotated as gastrula zinc finger protein XlCGF57.1. The transcript has 8 exons. NCBI's taxonomy places the organism in Eukaryota, Metazoa, Chordata, Actinopteri, Syngnathiformes, Syngnathidae. The record is from RefSeq and is a predicted model, not a curated record. Gene Ontology annotation, biological process: regulation of gene expression. The coding region runs from base 1089 to 2873 and encodes 594 amino acids. Gene Ontology annotation, cellular component: nucleus.
AAUAAAAAAGACACAACCUCCAUAUUAAUCCAUCUGCAGGCGACCGGGCGAUCACGAUUUCACGACACCGUACUGGUGUGUGCUGGUCCUCAUGGGAAAAGCAGUCUUCCUUAAGGCAAAAUACUACCACUUUUGUCCACCGGCAUCGCUAAAAUCGACCAAAACUGAAAAGUUACCUAGUUUAGCGUUAAAUGUCUAGCCAUUUUAAAUAAAAGUGUGUUUUACAAUGAACAUAUUAUUCCAUUGUAUUAUUCUCUCGUAAUGACAACUUUUCCUGUCUUGUUGUCAAGUUGUUUUAUUUUUGUGUCGACGUCAACUUUCUUCUCUUCCAUGGUCUUCCUAAAGAAAGUCGUCCUAAAGACAAAAGUAUUUCACCAGAGAGGCAUUUUUAAUAUAAACGAUCUCCUGGGGCUUACGUUGUUGUCUAUAAAAACCUCAGUUAAAUUCCUUUUUUAAGAAAUUAAUGUUUUAUGUUUUUAAAUUGAAUUUGAAUGAUGAAUGGACAUGAAUACAAAUAGAACAAAGCAAAAAAUGCAUGUAAAUUUCCCCCCAAAUGUUUCCUGAUUUUUAACAAGCAUAAGAGAUUCACAAAAAUCUUAAAGAAAACACUUACUUUACACAAUUUAGCUUUGUUGAUGUGAAAUUCGUCUAGCAGUAUAAAAAAGUUCACUGAUUUUCUUAAUUUCUGUAUUUUUUUUACGUAAUAUUUGAUCAUUUUUUAAAUUGGAAAUCAUGUCUUUUUCUCAACAUCUACCCAAAACUUGACACUGAAGGUGCAAUCACCUAAAAACAAAAAAGACGAGUUAAGUUUCCUGAGCAACCUUGCAAAAUGUACAUUGCUGUGCAAUAUCUUAAGGUGUACUUCUUUUACUUCAGCAGUUUCAAAAAUGGGAAGUGAAGUUAAGAUGACGCAGUCGAUAACUGCGGUCGCAGUCGAUAACUGCCGCUUCAAAUCUGGCGGAAGUUACGUAUCAUGCAUAUGUCAUGCAAAACCUUACUCGUCGGAUGAUUACACUGAGUAUUUGUACUGCACUAAUGCCUAGUGUUGCUGUCAGCGCAAGGUUUUUGUAAAUUUCGGACAUUGCUGAAUGGGGGAUUUUGAGGUACGAGUGACAUCCAUUUUGGAGCAAAUGGCUAACUUGGCUGUGAUCGAAAUGAGCAGAGUUGUUUUCAACACGAAGCAAGAAAUGUCUCCGGUCGAGGACACUACAGUUUCAGUGGCGGAUAAAGUGACCCAUCAAGUCAACUCCUUCAUGACGCUGCUGGCUCAAGAGGCAGCUGACAGCAUCUGCUCCCUUUUCCAUGAAUGUUCAUCUUUACUGCGCUCACAAGUGAUGCAAGGGGAUGCACAGAUGGAGGACCUGAAGAGGAGGCUGAAUGUGGCUGAAGCAGCGCUGAGUAUACUGGUGACGGACUCUCAUACUGUGGGAGAAGUGGUGCAAAAGCAGGAAGUAAAUAUUGUAGUCGAGGCAUCAGAAGGGGAGGAACCCUCAAGCAACAACAGUAACUCAGUCUCUGGGGAUACCAAGAAGUCGACAAUCAUUUACCUAGCUUACAAGCAAAACGACCAACCAGCCUUGGACACAUGUGUGUCCACUGACCUGAAGGGCAACUUGGACCCAAAUGAUGACAAUGAUCCAAACACUCAGGAGCUGGAAGACCCUAGUGACACAUGGCAAACAGGCCUGACCACAAAUUGCGUCCGAGUUGCGAAGAAGUGUGGCAUUAACUCCAGCAAACCACUUCAGCGACGAGCCCCCCGAAUAGCAUGUCGAGGCGACAGGAACUUUUCAUGUUCACUAUGCGGAUGCACCUUCACCCGCCAGCGCAGUCUCAAUGCGCACAUGCGGCAGCACACAGCUGAGCGCGCUUACACAUGUGAUGUGUGCUGUAAGGGCUUCACGCACAAAGAGAUACUACUGGACCACCAGCGCCUGCACAAGGACGAGCGUCCCUUCAAGUGCACGCAGUGCGACAAAAGCUUCUACCGAGCCAACGGCCUGAAGUUGCAUCAGCGCUUGCACGCCGUCCGCCGCAUGCGUACCGGUGUGCACCCCUGCAACGUCUGUGAGAAGACCUUCAGUCUACAAAGCAACCUGCGGCGCCACCUGCGCAUCCACACAGGCGAAAAGCCUUAUAGCUGCGACACCUGUGGAAAGUGCUUCACCCAAGCCGACACACUCAAGAGCCACAUCAGGAUGCACACGGGGGAGCGCCCGUUCAGCUGCGUCACCUGCGGGAAGUCCUUCAUGCAUAAGAGAACGCUUGAGGCUCACGCCGCCGACACCCCGCUGCCGUGUGUGGUGUGUGGCGCCACGGCGGCCUGCACAGAGGCGAUGCGCACUCACCUGCAAAUGCAUGACAACACCUUGCCAUGCGCCUGCUCGCUGUGUGGCCAUUGGCUGGCCACGGCGGCUGAGUUGCUAUCACACCAGCAGCAACACCGUGCGAUAGAGGGAGGACAUGGCUGCACCGUUUGCGGGAAAAAAUUCAAGUCGGCCAGCUACUUGAAGAUCCACGUCAAGGUACACAGCGGAAUCAAGCCUUUUUCCUGUGACAUCUGCCUCCGUGGCUUCUCGCAGCAGAGCAGCCUGAAGACGCACCAGACGGUACACACGGGUGAGAAGCCGUUCCCCUGCACUAUUUGCGAAAAGCGCUUCGGCAACCUGGGCAACAUGAUACGACACCGUCGCGUCCACACAGGCGAGAAGCCGUACAUUUGCGAGUUGUGCGGCCGCAGCUUCAACCAGAGCAACAGCCUCAAGGCCCACCAGCAGGUCCACACGGGCCAGAAGAAGUUCAUGUGUGACCGUUGUGGCAAGAGUUUUGGCUAUAGGAGGAACCUUUACAACCACAAAUGCUUCUCCUAUUGACUGCCCAAAUGGUUGAUCUGAACAUGACAGUCUAAUGGCAGCUUGCACAGAAGGACAAAGUUGUUUACUUGUUCUUUGAUGAAAAACUGUGAUGCUUCCUCAUAUUGCUGAAAAACUCUGCAUUCAAGAUUUCAAACCAAAAUGCUUGAUUGCUUUGUUGCUCACAAUCAGGGUCUUUGUGAGUUGUAGCUUGGAGGGCUGUGAAAUAAUAUGCAAAAAGUGCAAAAGUUAUAUUAUUUUUGUUGUUGCAGAAAUAAAAGUACUGUUUUUGCUACAAAAAAAAGGCAUUUAAGUAAAUUAUGAGAGGAUGGAGGUAUAUUUUCCAGAAUAAAAGGGCAAUAUUACCAAAAACUUAAGUUUUAAAAUUUCAUUUACAAUACGACUUCCUAGUCUUAUUAUAGCUGCAAUUUAACUUUUUAAUUUAAAAAAGUAAUUUUCACCCAUGAACGCUGCUUCGGAAAGCAUAUAUUCCUAGAGCCUAACAGCAGAUGACAGUGUUGGGCAAAAAAUGCAGUGUAGUUCUAAAUUUCUCAAUUCUUGCGCGCAAGCAUGGUAUUUUAAUAUUCACACACCACGAAAUAAAUAUUUCCGAUAAAUAGGUGGGUAAAGCCAAAAAAAUUACUCAAGAGUAGCGUUACUUCAAAAUAAUAUUACUCAAAUAAAAGUAAAAGUUGUCAUCCAAAAAAUGUACUCAAGUACAAGUAAAAAAAAAUACUUGGUGAAAAGAAUACUCAAGUAAGAGUAACAUUGUGAGUAACUGCUUUUUUUUUUUUUUUUUUUAACAAUGGUAUUUUUCUUCUCAGCUGUUGUUAUAAUGAUACUAUACAAUAACCUAUUACAUAACCACAUUAAGCCAAAGAAAUACAAAAACAAUUUUGAAUUCUGGCGAAAGACAAAAAGAUAGAAAUUAAGCAUUAUUUGUCCAAAGAGCAUGAGUGCCCUCUAGUGAAGAAAAUAGUUCCUAGUUUGAAUAGUGAAUAGUUCCUUCAUAGUUCUUAUAGGACAUUAAAAGUAUCAUAUCACAAGUUUUCUGUGUUCAGUCGGUGCCAAAUAAAAAUUGGGAGGGAGGUUAAAAUCUGCUCUUUCAAGUCAUGUUGAGGGCGGCGCUCUAUAUCAAAUACUUCAUUUUUUACGGGGCUUUACAUAGGCCACGUUGAAUAAACAGGCUGGCGUGAUCAUAGAACGGCAAGCUUACGUCUGAUUGGUAUAAUGGAGUCAUGUGAUAUUGUUGCGACGUGUCAUUGGUGAAAUUUGUAGAGCUACUCUUCGCAUCACUGGCAAAAAAAUAAACCUAAUAUGUGGAAUAAAGAGGAAAAAUGUAACUACUCUUGUGCAGCCCAAAGUAGCGGAGUAAGAGUAGUGUUUUUUCUUCAGAAAUCUACUCAAGUAAAAAGUAUGGCUUAAUAAAACUACUUAGAAGUACAUUUUUCUCAAAGUUACUCAAGUAAAUGUAACGUAGUAAAUGUAACAGAGUACAUGUCUACUACCUACCUCUACGGAUUAGUAUAUACAGUGGGGCAAAUACGUAUUUAGUCAACCACGAAUUGUGCAAGUUCUCCCACUUAAAAAUAUUAGAGAGACCUGUAAUAUUGAUAAAGUUGUUUCAAUUAAUGCAUGGAUUUACAUCUUGAAUGUCAUGGCUUAUUCUGUUUGUAAGAACUAAUGAUGCAUUGAAGCCUGAUGUUUCAGCCUCCAAGCUUCUGAUGGUUUUGAAUGAUAAAUUUUAUUCAGUCUACUCUGGUUCUUUUCAUCAGAUUAAACCAUUUUUGCAAAAUAUGCUUUUGUAUAUUCUGUAGUGUUAGGGGAUUCUUAGUGGGAUACAAAUGGCCGUCUUUGCAUUUUUAUAGAAUGUGAAUUGUGAAGCAGGUUUUACAGGAAAUGUAAUGACUACAAAGUACAUGUGUAUGCCUCCUGUUUGAUCUUUAGCAUUGUAUCCAAAUACAAGUGACCUACUGUUUCAAAUUGAAACUUUCACAUCACGCAGCUUUUGCCGCUUCCUGCUACAAACCCCCUUAAGUGAUAAAAGAAACAAACGGUUUGUGUUAAAUGACCUCUAAGGGAGCGUGUAUCUCAGGAAUGAUCCAAUGAUGUGUAGUGAGGUUUGAAGCACCUCUAGGCGAGACAAGAUCAAUUCCGGUCCAAACCCGCCCUGUACUUUUGAAUUGAUUCCCCCACAGUUUUUGUACACUGUAGAGGUAGAUUGGGUUUGCAUUACCCCACAUCUUUAUCUGUGGGUUUGUGUGAUUUGUGAAAUAUGCAACGCUAAAAUAUUAAAUACCGACUGUAUAAUCUGACUGGUAUUACAAGACACAUUAUAGUACGUACAUUUUGACAAUAGAUGAUGCUGUUGUGCUGUACCCCCCCACCCCAUCCCAACACACACAUUUUGUGUCUGAUUACGCAAUCUAAGGUGAGGCUGGCAAUUUGGAGCCUCACCAGUGUAUUUGAAUGUAUAAAUAAAGUUCUGACAUUUUAAUGAUUAAAUCAUAAAGAUUUUAGCAUUUUAAACUAGAAAAAAAUUGUACCAGAGAAC